Molecule: messenger RNA, 4627 nt
Organism: Bipolaris maydis ATCC 48331
Lineage: Eukaryota; Fungi; Ascomycota; Dothideomycetes; Pleosporales; Pleosporaceae
Product: srebp cleavage activating
Biological process (GO): SREBP signaling pathway; regulation of cholesterol biosynthetic process
Cellular component (GO): endoplasmic reticulum membrane; SREBP-SCAP complex; Golgi membrane
Molecular function (GO): protein binding; sterol binding
Source: RefSeq, a predicted model, not a curated record
AUGGCAAAGACGAAGCCAGCCGACCGCAAGGCGAAGAAGAGCGCAAAGUCUGGUGUAAAAGCUAGCACAUCGAAACCAAAAGUUUCGGCUGAAGACCUCUUAAUCCAGGCGGCUACUCUUCUCCAAACAUCACAGCCAGAGGAAGCGCUCGUCGCCGCACAAAGAGCGCUCAACUUGGUCCAGCCUGGUACCUCGAAGCCUUCGGCCGCCGCGCUUCCCGCAUUGAACCUCCUCGGCGAAAUCAACGUAGAGUUGGGCGACCCAGACUCUGCGCGCGAAGCAUUCCAAGCCGCCGUUAUCAUUGACCCCGAAGGCGCACACGAUGGAGCAGAGAAAUUUCUAUGGAUGGCACAAUUAAACGAAGAGGGUGGUGCAGAGAGUGUGCGGUGGUUUGAAAAGGGCAUUGAAGUACUCAAGAGGGAAAUUGGUGGACUGGAGGGCAAAAUGGCGAAGAACAAAGAGAUUGCAGAGUUGGUGGAGGAGAAGAGGCAGAAGGUUGCGAAUUCGCUCUGUGGUAUUGCUGAAGUCUACAUGACGGAUUUGUCGUGGGAAGACGAUGCAGAAGCACGGUGCGACGCGGCAGUCACCGAAGCACUUCUUUUUGCGCCAGAGAAUCCGGAGCCUCUGCAGACACUCGCGUCCAUCCGAAUUUCGCAAUUGAAACCCGAUGAGGCAAGAUCCGCACUAAGACGAAGCAUGGAGCUGUGGAAGGACCUGGACCCAGAUGACGCCAAGGUUCCCGACUAUUCUCUUCGCAUUAGUCUGUCCCGCUUGUUGAUGGAGGCAGAAAUGGAAGACGAGGCAAUUGAGGUGUUGGAACGGUUAGUGGGGGAGAACGACGGCAGUGUCGAGGCGUGGUAUCUAGGUGGCUGGUGCUUGCAUUUGUUGGCGGGAAAGCAAAAAGCCAAGGGAGAGGAAAAGGUCACGACGUCACUGCUGCGUGCUAGUCGGGAUUGGCUGGAGAAUUGUCUCAAGCUUUACGCUAUGCUGGAGUACGAGGAUGAGCGAUUGAAGGAACAUGCUGAUGAGCUGCUGAGAGAAUUGAACGAUGUACUCGGUCCUUCUACCGGUGCCGAGGAGGAGGAGGACGAAUGGGAAGAGGACGACGGGGACGAGGAUGAGGACAUGGACGAGACUACGACUGAGCCACCACGCCUAUCCACAUCGCACCCCAUCCGCCGCGCAUUCCAGGCCCAUGGCACCGCCACUGCCCGCCAUUGGCUGCUCUCCAUCUUCGUAACCAUUAUCAUCUCCGUCCUCCUCUGCUACCAGGCUGUCUUCCAGGCGGACAGUUCCGCCGCUGCCGGCCUCCGCAAUCUGCCCAAGCAUGUCUGGACUUCCACCACCCAGAUUGAGGGAGAGCGCAUCCCCGAUGUGAUUGUGCGCCAGGUCUGGGUCCAUGGCGACUAUAUGAAGGCCAUCGAAUUGCCCGUGCUGCGCCAGGCUCUGCAUGUUCAGGAAGUCCUUAUCAACGGAGGCUUCAACAAAGAUGCCGACGACGGCGCAAAUGCCCUCCGAAACACUCUCGCCAGCACCACUUCAGGUUGCAUGGCUGCCGGACCAGAGGAGAAGUGGACAUGGCACUCGCCCUUGAUGUACUGGAACUGUUCUCGGACCGCCCUAGAUGACGAUGGCGACUUACUCGGCACCAUCAACGCACACACACGCAUGCGCACGCCCCGUAACAUCACGCUGCGGCCCAGCACGGUUUUUGCCGGAAAAUCUUUCUCCAAUACCAAGCUUCGUGCUGCCGACGCACUGGUCAUUACACUUUUCGAUCAGAACAGUUCAAGAUUAGGGGCUACAUGGGAUGCGAGAGCACGCACUCUGGCCGAGGAAAUAUCCGCCGAUUGGACCAUAUUCCCCCACGACGGCCAAGUUACCCGCAACCGACUGUUCGAGUUCAGAUUCAAGCCCAUGACUCUGAACGAUGACCUAUUUUUGGCGGCUUCAUACCUUGUUACCGCAGUCUACGUGAUAACGAGAAUGAGGCAGUUGCGAGCAGUCAAAAGCUGGUUUGGCUUGCUCAUCACCAUCUAUAUGAAGAUGGCUGUGUGUGUAAUCGCUAGUUUUACCCUUUGUACAUAUCUUGGAAUCGAUCUGGCACGGAUCCCCCGGCCAUGGCUUCCUGUAGUAGUUUUUUGUUUCGGUCUUGGGAAUAUAUUUCGUUUGAUUAAUGUUGUACUGGAAACACCGCCAGAGAUGCCUCCUCACCAGCGCAUCGGUAAUGCACUCGGUGAGGUUGGCCAUCUGUCUGUUGCCAUUGCAUUUCAAAACCUCGCACUAUUGUACCUCUGCUCCCAGCUUGUUACGCCCUGGGUCGCAGACUUUUGCGUUUUCGCAGCCGUCACACUCGUAUUCGACCUCGUCUUCCAUUUGACCUUCUUUAUUGCCGUUCUCAGCGUUGAUGUGCAGAGGAUGGAACUCUCCGACUCUCUGGAUCGCAUUAAUCUCAGCCAAAGCACCAAGAACAAACAGGCCGAACGUCAAUCCUGGCUUGGUGCUCUGAGAGAGGGUACGCUGCCGUUGAGCACACGCUUCGCAGGGACUGUAGCCAUCUUCUCCGUUAUUCUUGCCGUCAAUUGGCAUUUCUUUGACAGCAGUGACAAACUACUGUCCUUCAAUACGCUUCGGCAAAGUUUUACUUCAAGAAGGCGGAAACGUUCCAUCGACACAAGCUGGAGCCAGCCGCCAAUCAACCAGGCUAGGACCCCCGCCGAUUGGCUUCGGCUCCAAGACCACAAUACGGCUCGAGAACUGUUUAGUUUCAUCAAACCUGGAGCCCAAACAUUUGUAGCUCGCAUAUACAACCCCAUCCUGGUCGUCUCCAAAGGAGCACAAGGACGUGACCGGCCGCAACCACCUUCGUCCCUCAUCGAAGGGCUUCGCCGCUUUGCACAUGGACAUGCUUUCCCAGCAGCUUUGAUUACUGUUACACUCAUUGCCAUUGUAGCCUUGUUUAUGAAUUACCUUCUCUGGACAGGUCUUCCAAUGGGAGCAGAGGAAAACGAUGAUGUAGAAACAGAGUUUUCAGUAAAGACAUUGCCAACGCCACAAAACUUGGAUGUUGCCCAGUUGGCUGGUUGUCCAAAAGGCCAUCUUGCAAGUACGGCAUCGAUGAAGCCUAGGCUCUGGCCCAUCUACGCUACCGCUAUCGACGAUGGCGGAAGCAUGCUAGCGAUAUGCGGGCAAACUGGGCAGAUUGGUCUAUGGGAUAUCCCUGCAUCACGAUUUCUUAUGUUCCCACUAAUCGACAUUCGGGGGCAGGCGCCAAUACGCUUCAGCUUUGUUACGCUCAGGACGCGAACGGAUGCAGAGAGGCUAUAUCUUAUCAUUGUCAGCCCAGAUGGACACUUGACAAAGCUGGAAGCACGCACAGGCAUCCACCACACCAGGCGUAUUGCCACCAGCUCAAUCGUAUGCAGCUCAAUAUACACCUCGGACAAAGGGGAUACUAGCCUAGUCUUUGUGACCAAGGCUGGCGAAGUGCACAUACUGUCACUCAAGCAGGAGGAUAACUACACGUCGGAAGUGGUUGCAGGUCUGGAUCCGGGCCCACCUCCUGGUAGCAAUCCUGCAAAGAUACGGUGUAUAUAUGCUGUCCCCAGCCUCGGGGUCAUGUUUGCGCUUCGCGACGAAGAGGCGGAGAUUUUUGACUUUUCCAGCCGCGCGCUGGUUCACGCAUUCCAAAUUGGCCAUGUGCGUCCACACUCGUUCAGAGUGCUCCACUCUGUACGACGCGUGUGUCAAUGCGGAGCCCCUGCGGUCAACUCACUCUCUGUGGCAUAUGCAGAGCACAGUGCAAACCACAUGGUGAUGCAGACCUUCAGUCUGGACGAUAAGACGACUUCACAGAUGUGCCUUGGAAAGCCGCUAGACCGGGAAAAGCACAAAUGUCGUGGUCUCGAGUGCGCAAAAGAAGCGGUCUAUUCUGUCGAACCGGCUGGGGUGUGGGAGUCGACAGAGGCGCAGAGCGUAAUUGGAGUCCGAAGACGCACACAAUUGGCUACACCGUCAUCGACUCAUUCAGGCGCAGAAGAGAACUACGCAGGUGUUGAUGCAGUGGCGCUUACGUCUGCAUUGAAGCAGCGUGCUCAACGCCAGGGUCACGUGAACCUAUCAAGACUCGGGGAUGGAGCUUCGACCAAGAUAGACCGGAUGGAUAGCUCAUUCGAAGAUUCCGACGCAUGGGAGGUUUGGACACUUUCGACAGCGGGCGACUUCCGCUCAAGACCAUUGGUGCCCGACGAUGCGGAUGAUGCAGCGGCCGAGUCGUAUGAAGAUGAGUUGUUUGUAGCAGCACCUGGUCCGAUUGUCAAGCUAGGCAAGCGCAGUAUUGCAGUGGGAUUCGGCAAUACAGUCAAGGUGGUUACGCUGGGCAAGGAGUCGUUUGACGGCCUGACGAGUAUACAGAGCGGUGCCUUGGACAUUGGUCUUGGCUCAUACAAGUGGAGAGCGCGGAAGGCGAGUGGAAGAAAGGUGCAAUAACACAACGGCACUGAUAGGACUCAGGGCCCUUGAAACAGGAAUCGCGGUGUUUAUAUUAUGGAUAUACCCUAUGUGCGCAUUAAGCGCAGCGUUUUAGAUGGCAAGUUACUUGAGUUGAUGAAUGGACAAGAUACAUAUG